GUGUAUUUUUUGCUGAUAAUGAUGAUCGAAAUUUGUCUGAAAGAUUACUAGGUGAAAUACAAACUAACAAUCGUGCAGAAAUCUAUGCUGUGAUUAGAGCUCUUGAAGAAAAAAAUAGAUAUAUGAGUUAUAAUAAUAAAUCUAUUAAAAACCAAGAUUUAAUUAAAAGGUUAAAAAAACUUAUUGACUAUAGAAUUGGAACAGUUAAAUUAGUUCAUGUUAGAGGUCAUUUAGGAAAUUAUGGAAACGAACAAGCUGAUAGAUUAGCCAAACAUGGUUCAUUGAAAGAAGCAGUUGCACAAAUCUCCAAAUUAGAAAAUAAUAUUU
Racocetra persica is the source of this 327-nucleotide messenger RNA. The record is from the annotation of a GenBank genome assembly. Lineage: Eukaryota; Fungi; Glomeromycota; Glomeromycetes; Diversisporales; Gigasporaceae.